AUGGCCGUCCCACAGGAAAAGGUGACCGCCCACCAGCAGGUCACCAGCAUCGCCCUCCCAGAGAAGGCGGCGUACGCACCAUUGUCCGAUGGCACCACGCCUGGCAACCUGACUCCCGAGAAGAGCUUGGAGAUGCCCCGCGACAGCAACCUCUCCACCCCGCGGUCGUACCGCAACGAGAACCCCUUUGACACGGACAUCGAGGCCAUGAUUACUACGACAUCCUCCUCCGACCCAUACGCCAUGAAGAGCAUCACAACUACAAAGGACUGCCCAACGAUAUGGCCUGGCAAGCAGGAUUGGAAGGCCAAGGCGAAGGCUGCGAAGCGUGACCGUGGCUCCUGCGCUUGCAUGGCCCGCAUGAGCAAGAAGAACCGUAUCAUCAUGAAGGUCGCAAUCGGCCUCCUCAUCAUCGGCGUCGGUGUGGGCGUGGGAUUCGGCGUCAGCAAGCCUUUGGGUGCACCCAUCUGGGGCGAUUCCGACAAGAACCACUGA
This is a messenger RNA of Colletotrichum spaethianum, 495 nucleotides long. RefSeq lists its product as uncharacterized. The record is from RefSeq and is a predicted model, not a curated record. NCBI's taxonomy places the organism in Eukaryota, Fungi, Ascomycota, Sordariomycetes, Glomerellales, Glomerellaceae. The transcript has a single exon. The coding region runs from base 1 to 495 and encodes 164 amino acids.